AUGUCAGAUUCUAAUAUAACCUACUUCACCAACCCCUCCACCUUCAUCCUGCUGGGCAUUCCUGGCCUGGAAGCAGCCCAUGUCUGGAUCUCCAUCCCCUUCUGUGCCAUGUACAUCUUAGUCAUCUUGGGGAACUUCACUAUCCUGUUCACUGUGAAGAUGGAGCUGAGCCUCCAUGAGCCCAUGUACUAUUUCCUCUGCAUGUUGGCUGUCACCGACCUGGUCAUAUCCACAUCCACCCUACAGAAAAUGCUGAGCAUCUUCUGGUUCAAUUCCAGGGAGAUCAGUUUCAGUGCCUGCCUCAUCCAGAUGUACUUUGUUCACUCCUUCUCAGCGAUGGAGUCUGGGAUCCUUGUGGCCAUGGCUUUUGAUCGCUAUGUGGCCAUCUGCCAUCCCCUGAGACAUUCCACGAUCCUGAAAAACUCUGUUGUGGCCAAGAUAGGCCUGGCAGUCAUGCUGCAAAGAGGCAUACUCACAUUACCCUAUCCCUUAUUGGUCAGGCAGUGGCCAUAUUGCAGAACCAACAUCAUCCCCAACUUCUACUGUGGACAUAUGGCUGUGGUGAAGCUGGCCUGCACUGACAUUCGCAUCAGUAGUUACUAUGGACUGUUUAAUCUUUUCUCUGAGAUAGGAGUGGAUGUGGAUAUCACUGUGUCCUAUACUCUGAUCCUCCGGGCCAUCUUCCGCCUCCACACAAAGGAUGCCCGGCUCAAAACUUUUGGGACCUGCAUCUCUCAUCUUUGUGCCAUCUCCGCUUUGUACAUCCCAGUUUUCUUCUUCUCUCUCACGCACCGGUUUGGCCACAAUGUGCCCCGGAACUUCCUUGUUGUCAUUGUCAAUGUUUACCUGGUGGUGCCCCCCAUGUUACACCCCAUCAUUUACGGGGUGAGGACCAAACAGAUCCGGGACAGGCUGCUCCAGCUCUUUACUCAUAAAGAGACUUAA
Messenger RNA from Chelonoidis abingdonii (Abingdon island giant tortoise), 945 nucleotides. RefSeq names its product olfactory receptor 52R1-like. Gene Ontology annotation, biological process: G protein-coupled receptor signaling pathway. Gene Ontology annotation, molecular function: olfactory receptor activity; G protein-coupled receptor activity. The record is from RefSeq and is a predicted model, not a curated record. Gene Ontology annotation, cellular component: plasma membrane. NCBI's taxonomy places the organism in Eukaryota, Metazoa, Chordata, Testudines, Testudinidae.